Molecule: messenger RNA, 3152 nt
Organism: Jaculus jaculus (lesser Egyptian jerboa)
Lineage: Eukaryota; Metazoa; Chordata; Mammalia; Rodentia; Dipodidae
Gene: Vwa2
Product: von Willebrand factor A domain containing 2
Exons: 15
Coding region: 148-2502 (784 amino acids)
Biological process (GO): calcium-independent cell-matrix adhesion
Cellular component (GO): basement membrane
Molecular function (GO): calcium ion binding
Source: RefSeq, a predicted model, not a curated record
CGCACGCUGCGCGUCCCUCCCCGCGUCCCGCGCCCCGGGGCGCGCAGCACACACACCUGGCCCGGCCCUGGGCUCAGCUGCGGAGGCCGGAAGUGGAAGGAUCUCUGCACUGUACCCUGGAAACUUGAUUUUAAAAUUUAUAACAACAUGCCUUCUUUCCUGUGGCUCGAAGCCCUCUGCAUUUUCCUAUUUUCCAGAGUGUGCCCAUCGCUUCAUCUUCAGGAAGUCCAUGGGAACAGGGAGACCAUUGGGAAGAUCUCAGUUGCCAGCAAAUUGAUGUGGUGCUCGGCAGCAGCGGACGUCCUGUUCCUGAUCGAUGGCUCCCACAGCAUCGGGAAAGGCAGCUUUGAGCGGUCCAAGCACUUCGCCAUCACCGUCUGUGACGCUCUGGACAUCGGCCCUGAGAGAGUCAGAGUGGGGGCAUUGCAAUUCGGUUCCACUCCUCAUCUGGAAUUCCCCUUGGAUUCCCUUCCAACCCGUCAGGAAGUGAAGGCAAAAAUCAAGAGGAUGGUUUUCAAAGGGGGACGCACAGAGAUGGGCCUUGCUCUGAAGCACCUUCUCCGCCGAGGCUUCCCGGGGGGCAGGAACGGCUCCGUGGCCCAGCUCCUUAUAGUCCUCACCGACGGGAAGUCCCAGGGACCCGUGGAGCUGCCCGCCAAGCAGCUGAAGGAAAGGGGCAUCGCUGUGUUUGCCGUGGGGGUGCGGUUUCCCAGGUGGGAGGAGCUGCUCACGCUGGCCAGCGAGCCCAAGGAGCAGUAUGUUCUGUCGGCCGAGCACGUGGAAGAUGCCACCAACGGGCUGCUCAGCACCCUUAGCAGCUUGGACCUCUGCACCACUGCUGUCCCAGGCUGCAGGGUGGAAGCCCACCCCUGUGAGCGCAAGACGCUGGAGACCACCAGGGAGCUCGCUGGCAACGCCCUGUGCUGGAGGGGAUCGCGGUGGGCUGACGCGGUGCUGGCUGUGCGGUGUCCCUUCUACAGUUGGAAGAGAGUGUUUCUAACCCACCCGGCCACCUGCUACCGCACUACCUGCCCAGGCCCUUGUGACUCACGGCCCUGCCAGAAUGGAGGCACAUGCAUUCCAGAAGGACUGGACCGGUACCACUGCCUCUGUCCACUGGCCUUCGGAGGGGAAGCCAACUGUGCCCCGAAGCUGAGCCUCGAGUGCAGAAUCGACGUCCUCUUUCUGCUGGACAGCUCUGCGGCCACUGCUCCGGAGGGCUUCCUUCGGGCCAAGGCCUUCGUGAAGCGCUUCGUGCAGGCUGUGCUGAGCGAGGAGUCUCGGGCCCGCGUGGGCGUGGCCAGCUACAGCAGGGAGUUCGUGGUGGCCGUGCCUGUGGGGGAGUACCAGGAUGUGCCAGACCUGAUCAGGAACCUGGACAGCAUCCCCUUCAGGGGCGGGCCCACCCUGACGGGCAAUGCCUUGCGGCAGGCAGCGGAACAUGGCUUUGGGAGUGCCACCCGGACAGGCCAGGACCGCCCACGCAGAGUGGUGGUCCUGCUCACCGAGGCACACUCGCAGGACGCGGUGGCCGGCCCGGCGCAGCGCGCGAGAGCCCGGGAGCUGCUCGUGCUGGGCCUCGGCAGCGAGGCCGUGCGGGCAGAGCUGGAGGAGGCCACAGGCAGUGCGAAGCAUGUGAUGGUCUACGCAGAGCCUCAGGACCUGUUCAACCACAUCCCAGAGCUGCAGGGCAUGCUGUGCAGCCGGCCACGGCCAGGCUGCCCGGCACAGUCCCUGGACCUGGUCUUCCUGUUGGAUGCCUCUGCCUCGGUGGGGCCGGAGAACUUUGCUCAGCUGCAGAGCUUCGUGAGGAGCUGUGUCCUCCAGUUUGACGUGAACGCCGACGUGACGCAGGUCGGCUUGGUGGUGUAUGGGGGCCAGGUGCAGACCGCCUUUGGGCUGGACGCCCACCUCACCCAGGCUGCCGUGCUGCGAGCUGUAAGCCAGGCCCCCUACCUAGGAGGUGUGGGCUCAGCCGGCACAGCCUUGCUGCACAUCCAUGGCAAGGUGAUGACUGUCCAGAAGGGUGCCCGUCCUGGUGUCCCCAAGGCAGUGGUGAUGAUCACAGGCGGGAGAGGCGCAGAAGACGCAGCCGCCCCAGCCCAGCAGCUCAGAAACAAUGGCAUCUCCGUGCUGGUUGUGAGCGUGGGGCCCGUCCUCCGGGAGGCAGUGCGGAGGCUCGCCGGUCCCCGGGACGCCCUCAUCCACGUGGCGGCUUAUACAGACUUACGGUUCCACCAGGACGUGCUCAUCAAGUGGAUAUGUGGAGAAGCCAAGCGGCCGGUCAACCUCUGCAAACCCAGCCCAUGCAUGAACGAAGGCACGUGUGUCCUCCGGAACAGCAGCUACCGUUGCGAGUGCCGGGGUGGCUGGGAAGGUCCUCACUGUGGGAACCGAGUCUUGAGAGGAGAUGCCCCCAAGGCACGUGGCAUCCACCAAGAGCCUGCAGGAGGACACCAGCUCCUCAACUCCCAACACGUCCUUGGGCACCCUGGGAGCUGAAAGAGCCCUCACCUCAGACCGCACAUCUGGGGGCUCCUCGACCAUCUGCUUCUCGUUCUGUGCCGCCCCUUAAGACAGCCCAGCUGCAGACGUCGCUGCCUGCAGCAGCUGAUGUCGACCCUGACAACCCUUCCUAUGUUCACUUUCCAUACCUGGUUGUACCUCAUUGAGGUGAGUCAUCUGCCAUUCCCCGCUGAGGACAAUAAGAGGCCUCAGAGACUCCAGGGAAAUUCAAUAGCCUGUUUGAAGGUCCCUCUGCUAGCCACAAAUAUUAGACAAAAUGUGGUUGAUCCAGGAAUGCCCAGCUGAAGGUGCUUUCUAGUGCAUUCUUGGUAUCCGUGAGGAAAAGGUGGACUUUUCCAUCAGAAGGUCUCUCAUAUGCAUUCACUUUCAGUUUGAAAUGGGACAUAUGUGAACUUCUGACUAGAUCGGUAUAGAGGAGAGAUGUGGAAAUGUCUAAGAUGAAAUUUGUUCAAACCAUCCAAGUCUAGAGGGGCUGUGUGCUGGACACCAGACCCUUGGAGGGGCUUCCUUUAAAAAGAACAUAUGAAGAGGCAUCAGUGGUGGUCAUUGAAAACUUCCUUUAUGCUCAUUUUGGUAGGGUAAUGAGGAGUGUAAUUCUCAACAAAUACAGGAUAAGGAGACACAUA